Molecule: messenger RNA, 1389 nt
Organism: Brenthis ino (lesser marbled fritillary)
Lineage: Eukaryota; Metazoa; Arthropoda; Insecta; Lepidoptera; Nymphalidae
Source: the annotation of a GenBank genome assembly
AUGGGCUUAACUAAAGAAGAAAAGAAAGCGAAAAAAGAAGCUAAACGGCUAGAGAAACUAAAGGCAGAAAUUGAAGAACGAAAGAAAUUCAAGCGCAAAGAGCUAGAACGCGAAUUAGCAGCACAAGCACGACAUCGUGGUGAACUCGAUAGAACAUGGCGAGAAAUGAUGCUUAAAAUACAUGAACCUGUAUUUAGACAAGACAUCGAAAUUCUGUGGCAUACGUUUGAAAGAGCAUAUGACAAAAAAGACUAUCUUAUUAAAUAUACAAUGCAGUUAAUGGACAUGGCGGAUGACCAAUUUCAGAGAACAGUAGCCAGUUUUUGCGAUACAAUAGACACAAUGAUUAAUAAAUUCCUUUCGGAAUUAGAAGAAUUGUCGAAACUGAAUGAUGUACGAACGUCUGAAGUUCUUAAAGCUGGUGAAGAUGAAGCGUUACGAAUUGUUUCAGAUCAUAAUGCAGCUGAAACACAUCUUCAACUUCUACUUUAUCAUGGACAUACUACUGCUGAUUCUUUGGCUUGGACUACACGAGGAGAAAAUCUAGUUAAAGAAGACGAAGAACGCAACAAAUAUGCGAAUGAACGUGAAAACUUGCGGUCUUUACUUGAAAAUAGUUAUAGUGUUAUGUGGGAUGAUUAUAAAACUGUAUUGAAAGCAUAUAUCGCUGGAACAGCUGAGAACCAAAAACAAGUGCGUAAAUUGCGAAGAAAGGAAAAUUUAAUGGCUGAUAUUAUAGCAUCGCAAGCAAAGAAAAUUGCUAACAGUGACGGUCUCCUUAAGCGCCUACGAUCAGAACUAGCGGCAUACGAGUCAGGUACGAAACAAGCUGAAUUUCGAGAUCGUCGUGAUCGUCAUCGAGCUGCAUGUUGGCGUUUAAAAAAAAGAUUAAUCAAUGGAUGCAAUAUUGAUUCCAAACAAAUGGCUAUUUUAGUAAGAGAAUCGGAUAAUGCUUUAGAAUGGCUUCAAUCUGCUUAUAAUAAGGGUGAAAAAAUACUGCGAAUGGCUGCUCUCUGUCGAAAGUUUGAAACACAGCGAGAAAAGGUCAUGCCAUUUGGUUGUAAUAAACCACACUCGCCAAUACAAAGUAAAACAGGGUUGCGGCGUCAACACUCUGAUGACUCUUUAGUCGUAAAUGCUAUUUCAUCUACAAGUGGAUUAACCAGGUUGUGGCAAAAAAUAAGUAAUGCAGAACUAUCAAGAAGGGCACUAGCUCGUGAAAAAGUUUUGUUGGAGCAGGAAAAUGCGAUGAUUGUAAAAAAAAUACAAGAAUAUAAGGAAAAUAAAAUGUUUCCUGAAUCUCGAAAAUGUGUUUGCAGUACUAAUAAAAGUGAAUCUUUUAAUCACCCCGUGGCAAUCGAUGGAGCGCUAGAAGUUAAAAAAUAUCAA